UCAGCACUGCCCGGGUAUAUAAAGGGACCCAACCCAGAGCAGACAUCACAUCUGAGAACUUCCAACCUCUCUUCACUUCUCAGCCCCACUCUCUAGCCCAGCCACCACCAUGACAGGCUCCUGCUGUGGAUCCUUCUCCUCCCAGAGCUGUGGAGGCUGCUGCCAGCCCUGCUGCUGCAGGGACCCCUGCUGCUGCCGCCCAGUGUCCUGCCAGACCACAGUGUGUCGCCCUGUGACCUGUGUGCCCCACUUCACUAGGCCCAUCUGUGAGCCCUGCCGCCGCCCCAUCUGCUGUGACCCCUGCAGCCUGCAGCAGGGCUGCUGUCGCCCCAUCACCUGCUGCCCCACCUCUUGCACAGCUGUGGUCUGCAGGCCCUGCUGCUGGGCCUCCACCUGCUGCCAGCCCAUCUCAGUGCAGGCUCCCUGCUGCAGGCCCCCCUGCUGCCAGCCUGCUCCCUGUAGGACCACCUGCAGGACCUCCCCCUGCAACACCUGCUGCUGAGCAGUGAGCAGAGCACCUGGGGGAAAGAGCCAUCCUUCAGAAAAUAGCCACGUUCCAGUUUCUCCAUGUAAACUCCCGCCCUGAGCUACUGAUACCCUAAAUCAACCAGCUUGUGAAGGGAGGCCCGGAAGACUUGUGCAAGUCUUUAUAGCUUUCUGUGUCCUUCUUUCUAUCUUGGGUCUAAAGUCUUGGAACAAGUUUAUUUUUAAAUAAAUUUUUCUUCUUG
Molecule: messenger RNA, 728 nt
Organism: Arvicanthis niloticus (Nile rat)
Lineage: Eukaryota; Metazoa; Chordata; Mammalia; Rodentia; Muridae
Product: keratin-associated protein 2-1
Cellular component (GO): keratin filament
Source: RefSeq, a predicted model, not a curated record